Messenger RNA from Leptopilina boulardi, 1774 nucleotides. RefSeq lists its product as uncharacterized. Gene Ontology annotation, molecular function: DNA binding; protein binding. Lineage: Eukaryota; Metazoa; Arthropoda; Insecta; Hymenoptera; Figitidae. Gene Ontology annotation, cellular component: nucleus. Gene Ontology annotation, biological process: regulation of transcription by RNA polymerase II. The transcript is spliced from 7 exons. Bases 82 to 1548 code for a protein of 488 amino acids. The record is from RefSeq and is a predicted model, not a curated record.
UUUUAUGGUAGAAACUCAGUUCCGUUCCGAAUUUGCGGGACAUUUUUGGGAAAAGUGAAAAAUUGAAUUGAAACGCUCAGCAUGUCAGAGGUCAACAAUCAAAUUCAAGUUAUUGAAAGAACAUGUCUACAAUGGGAAGAUUAUCAAAAUCAAUUUUCUGGCGUUGUUCGUCAAUUAUUGGAAGAAAAUUGCAUGGUGGAUGUUACACUAUCUGUAUCGGGACAACGCAUACUUGCACAUCGCAUUGUUCUUUGUGCUUUCAGUACUUUUUUCAAAGAUUUGUUAAGUCAGGUGACUGACGAUCAUCCAGUUAUUAUUUUAACUGACAUGACUCCAGAAUGUGUUAGAGGAAUAAUUGAAUUUAUUUAUCAAGGAGAAGCAUAUUUUCCCGCUGAUAGUAUAAAAAAUAUUUUGGAUACUGCAUUUUAUCUUAAAAUUGCUGGAUUAAUGGAGUAUAAAAUCAGUGAGACAGUAUCAAAAUUAAAGGAAGAUGAAAUUAAUGUACAAGAAUCGAAUUUAAAUGAAAUUGAAGAUGAAGAAGUAUUAGAUGUUUUUGAACAUGUUUAUGAGGAUACAAAUGAACAAUCGGAACAUAGUGCAGAAGAGAAUUCGGAUAAUAAAAAAAGAAAACGACGUUAUUCAAUGAAACGUGAAUAUAGUGAAGAUAUGCUUGCUAAUGCUAUUAGUAAUUUACGCGAUGGACAAACAUUAAUUGAAGCUGCUACAAAAAAUCAUAUUCCACGUUCAACAUUGUAUAUGCGAGCAAAAGCAUUGGGAAUUCAAUUACAAGCUUGCCGAAAUGAAUAUCCCGCUGAAUGUAUGAAAGGAGCAAUUGAUGCUGUUAUUGGAGGAUCGAGUUUACAGACUGCAUCCGAAAUGUUCGGUAUUCCAAAAACAGUUCUUUGGCGACGAAUGCAAAAAGAAGGAUAUCAAGUAUUUCGUCCUGAAUUGAAAAGAACUUAUGGUUCGGAUAAAAGAGAAGCUGCUGUUAAAGCAUUGGAACGAGGGGAAAAUCUCUCCAAAGUUGCGCAGGAAUAUCAAAUACCAAAAACAACAUUAUUUCGUGAUAAGACACGAUUAAUUGAUCAAGGUAAAUUGCCAAUGUCAUUUUGGAAAAAAAGAAAAACGGAAAAUGAAGCGGUUAAACGAUUUCGACUCGAGGAAGCCGUUGCGGCAUGUAAAAGUGGUAAAAUGUCACAAGCCGCAGCAUCAGUUUGUUAUCGUAUUCCAAAAACAACAAUAUGGAGACGAUUGCAGCAAGAUAAUUCGAAAAAUAAACGAAAAUUAAAAUCUGAUGGUACAAUUAAUACAACGGCAAAUACAAUAGAUACUGAUGAAUUCACAUUUUGUGAGGUUACGUCAGGAAUUCCAAUAACGUAUAUAGAUGAAAAUAGUAUUCCCGAGGAUUCAGUUAUAAUUCUCACAACUGAAGAUGUUGAGGAAUUGAGUUUGGAAAAUAGGACACAAAUUAUUGUAAAUUCGAAUGUUAAUCAAGAAUUUAUCACUAAUUCAGAAAGUGAUUCCACUUAUACUGUUUCGAAAAGUUAGCAAAUGCUUCUUGCAAAGAAUGUAUAGCUAUUAGAUUAAUUACAUUUGUGAUCUACGAUACGAAAUUUAGUCAUUUUGUUUCUAAAUUUAUAUAUACGUAUAUAUAUAUAUAUAUAUAUAUAUAUAUAUUUAAGGUAUGUAGAAUUUUUUUUUUAGUUUUUAUAUUGCAAAAAAUUUAAAUAACAUUCUAUUAAUAAUAGGAAUUUUGAUUUUCAAGCAAUAUUUC